Messenger RNA from Drosophila subobscura, 2001 nucleotides. It is a transcript of the gene Rchy1, whose product is annotated as RING finger and CHY zinc finger domain-containing protein 1. NCBI's taxonomy places the organism in Eukaryota, Metazoa, Arthropoda, Insecta, Diptera, Drosophilidae. Gene Ontology annotation, cellular component: nucleus. Bases 495 to 1808 code for a protein of 437 amino acids. Gene Ontology annotation, biological process: protein ubiquitination; ubiquitin-dependent protein catabolic process. The transcript has 6 exons. Gene Ontology annotation, molecular function: ubiquitin protein ligase activity; zinc ion binding. The record is from RefSeq and is a predicted model, not a curated record.
UUACUUCAUGGGCGUGGCGGAUCUCCGUAUUGACUACCGUCGUCGCCGUGUCGUCUCUGUGGAGCUAUUCAAUUCAAUUGACGAGGUCCGAGAGCUGCUUGGCUGCUGGCUGCGGUUCAGUGUGUGGUUCGAUGCUAACAACCCAAAAUUUGACAACGACGCGCUGUGCAUAGCUCAGGAUUGGAGCGGAGCUGUUGCAUAAUUGAAAGUGGAAAGUACGGCAAAAUACACACACACGGAGAGAGCGCAUUGGAGUCUCCACUCGCGUUGCGUUGGGCCAUCGAUGAGGCGGAUACAAAGUCUUUGUGACAACGAAAAUUAAUUUAAAUGCUACGGCGGCAAUUGAAGAGGCAACAAUUAACAACGACAAUUGCAAGAACGAACAAACAAUACUCGUAAGAUAAAUAAAAGGGAGAAAGAUACAAUACAUAGAUAUAUAAAUAUAUGUAUGUACAUAUGUCAGCUAUAUAUCAAUUUCGUGCUCCUGCAACAGAAUGAAGAAUCGCCAGUGGCAGCGCCGAAUAUCUCUCAAUGAAUGCUACAACAAGCACAGCCACCACCACCGCAUUGAUGUACAAAAAUCUACCAAUACAAAAGAACCCAAUCAAGUCAAUUUAAAUUCAUCGUCAAAGCUGUCGUCGAGAGCGGCCACGACGACCUUACUGGAGGCUGCUCCAGCUACUUCUCUGUUUGUUUCCCAGAUAACAGCAGCCACAACAGCAGAACAACAAGAGCAACAACGUCUGCAGCUGAUUAUGUCGCCUACAAUCAUGACGAGCGAUUUUUCAACAUACGUAAAAAUGCGAAAAUCCAAAUCCACGCCAAGUCUCCUACUCGAGGAGGAGCCGCCGGCCAUUGUCUGGCGUCGUCACAUCAUCACCCAGCCAAAAACCACUACCACGGAGGCUAACCAAAGUGUCAUUACACGCUUCACCAACAGCAGCAGCAGCAACAAUAACAGCAGCAAUCGCGACAGCAACAGUAAUACCACGAGUAGUUGCAACAACAAGUGCAUCAAUGCGACGCCAACAACACCGGAGUCAUUGCGCUUUGGAUGUGCACACUAUAAGCGGCGCGCCAUGUUUGUGACACCCUGCUGCAAUAAGUUCUACAAGUGCCGCUUCUGCCACGAUGAGAACGAGACGCAUCAUUUCGAUCGGAAGACACUCACAGAACUCAUCUGCUCCGAGUGCAACACGCGGCAAACAGUGCGUGAGCAAUGCGAGAAUUGUGGCGUCAGAUUUGGCAAGUAUACUUGCCUUAUAUGUAAUCUAUUUGAUGAUGCAGACAAGCAGCAAUAUCAUUGCCAUGGAUGCGGCAUCUGUCGCAUUGGCGGCGCUGACAAUUUCUUUCACUGCGAAGUCUGCAACAUGUGUCUGCCCAUUCAGCUGAAGAUCGAUGGCCAUCGGUGCGUGGAGAACAUCUCUCGGUCGCAUUGUCCUGUUUGUUUGGGCGACAUUCACACCUCGCGCAUCCCUUGCCACAUUCCCGACUGCGGCCACUUGUUGCACAAGAUGUGCUUCGAUCAAUUGCUGGCCUCCGGCCACUACACCUGCCCUACCUGCCAGACCUCGCUGAUCGAUAUGACGGCGCUGUGGGAGUACCUAGACGAUCAGGCCCAGCGCAUUCCGGUAACCCUCAAGUAUGAGAAUCAGCGAGUACACAUAUUUUGCAAUGAUUGUCACAAGACUUCCAAAACAAAAUUCCAUUUCAUUGGACUUAAGUGUGUGCAUUGCGGUGCGUAUAACACCACGCAGGAUGUUAAACGUCGCCUCUCUCUGGUCACCGAUGAGCCAUCCUCGGCAUGAUGUCCUUCAGCAGUAUUCCAAUACGCAACAAACAGCAACAGGAAAUCUCUUGCCAUGUCCACAUGCCUCCUCCUCCCCCAUCCCAUAUUCGAACUUGCUAAAUUGCUAAUACACAUAAACUGAAAUCGUAACGCAUUGAAUUUAGACCAAAUUCGAGCUGGUAUCGAAUAUGAAACAAGCAACAAACACAAAA